AUGAAAAUUUCUGAACCUGGAAAUCAAUUGUUAGUGUCUGCUUCAAAUGAAAACACAAAUAAUAUACAAAAUGAAGAACUACUUCUUUCUAUUGAUGGAAUAUCAUCACCAGAAAUACAAGUAGAACUUGAAGCAGAAGCAUUAGACAACAAUGAAGGAGAAAAUCAAAAUGGAGAAGAUGAAGAGGCAGAAGACAAUGAAGAUGAAGGUGUUAUUCACAAUAAUAAAAGGAAGAAAACCUCCUUUGUCUGGCAACAUUUUAAAGAAGUGAAAUUGUCUAAUGGGAUUGUGAAGAAUCAAUGUGUUCAUUGCAAAAGAAAAUAUGCAGUAACUGACUCAAAAGCUACAAGUCAAUUGAAUAGGCAUUUGAAGAACAAUUGUCCUAGCUACAGAAAAAUGAUGUUGGCAAAACAAAAAAAAUUGAACUUUCCUCAAAGCAAUUCAGCAGAGCAUCCAAAUGUCAUUGGUCCUAUGUUAGUAACUCCUGGUGGAAAGUAUGAUCAUGCAAGACAAAGAGAAGCAACAUCACAUUGGUUAAUGAUGCACGAGCAUUCAUUCAGCAUUGUUGAAGAAUUUGGUUUUUUAUUGAUGAUGGAGUGCAAUAAUACAGCUUAUGAGAAGAUUGGUAGAAAAACGCUGAAAAGUGAUUGUCUCAAAGUAUAUGAAGCUGAAAAGAAGAAGUUAAAGGCAAGUUUAAAAGAUGUGAGUAAAAUCAGUUUAACUACUGAUUUGUGGAAAUCACAGAACCAGAAAAUUGAGUAUAUGGUUAUCACAGGUCAUUACGUUGCUACAAAUUGGGUACUGCAAAAACGAGUUCUUAGUUUUGUUCAUGUUCCUCCACCUCGACGUGGUGUUGAUAUUGCAGAUGUCAUUUUCAAAUGUCUUAUUGAAUGGGAUGGAUUGGGAGAAAUAGCAGGAACAAUUGAAAAUAUACGUGAAAGUGUGAAGUUUAUCAAUCAGUCUGAGGCAAGGUUGCGUACAUUCUCCGAUAUUGUUCAACAAUUGCAACUUCCUGGGAGAAAAUUGAUUCUUGACUGUCCUACACGAUGGAAUUCAACUUAUCAAAUGAUAUCUACAGCAUUGCACUUUAAGGAAGUCUUCCCUCGAUUCCAAGAUCGUGAGCCAAAUUAUAGAUAUCUUCCUAACCAUGAAGAAUGGGAAAAAGUUGAAAAAAUAGCUGAAGUUCUACAAGUGAUCAAUUGUGCAACCAAUAUCAUAUCUGGAAGUGAAUAUCCUACUGCCAACCUUUAUCUUGCUGAGGUAUUUCGCAUUAAAUUAAUUUUGGAUGAAGCUGUUAGUAGUGGACCUUUUUUCAUGAAGGAAAUGGCUGCCAAAAUGAAACUGAAGUUUGAUAAAUAUUGGAGUGAAUAUAUAUGGGCAAGAAGCUACAAGAAAUAUGACAUUGGUGCAUCAAAUCUUGACAGAAAUGUAUCAAGAGUAAAUCGUGGAAAAUAUAGGAUAUUAUCUAGAAUGGCAGCUGAUGUUCUUGCUAUUCCAAUCUCAACUGUGGCAUCAGAGUCAACUUUUAGUGCUGGUGGAAGGGUAAUUGAUACAUUUCGAUCCUCACUAAGUCCGACUACAGUUGAAGCUUUAAUUUGUGGAGGAGAUUGGCUUCGAGUUUUUUAUGGCCUAAGAAACAAGUCUAAGGUUGAAGAUAGCUCUGUGGAGAUUGCAUUACCAAUUUAA
Molecule: messenger RNA, 1686 nt
Organism: Arachis duranensis
Lineage: Eukaryota; Viridiplantae; Streptophyta; Magnoliopsida; Fabales; Fabaceae
Product: zinc finger BED domain-containing protein DAYSLEEPER-like
Exons: 4
Coding region: 1-1686 (561 amino acids)
Molecular function (GO): DNA binding; protein dimerization activity
Source: RefSeq, a predicted model, not a curated record